Messenger RNA from Scleropages formosus (Asian bonytongue), 4009 nucleotides. Its product is annotated as reversion-inducing cysteine-rich protein with Kazal motifs-like. Gene Ontology annotation, molecular function: protein binding; metalloendopeptidase inhibitor activity. The record is from RefSeq and is a predicted model, not a curated record. Gene Ontology annotation, cellular component: plasma membrane. Gene Ontology annotation, biological process: blood vessel maturation; extracellular matrix organization; sprouting angiogenesis. Lineage: Eukaryota; Metazoa; Chordata; Actinopteri; Osteoglossiformes; Osteoglossidae. The transcript is spliced from 21 exons. Bases 222 to 3128 code for a protein of 968 amino acids.
UCUGCCCAGGGGCCAGUUGAGCUCGGCUCCGCUCGGUUCGGUUCGGUUCGGUUCAGUGCAGGCCGGUGGGGUCCAGCUCGCAGAGCUCCGCAGUGUGUGUGUGUGUGUGUGUCCAGCGCGCGAGCUUUGCGAAGCCCCCGGACCCGCCCGGUGUCCCAUGGAGCCCGCGAGCGGCCCGUCUCGUGCACCAUGAUGAUGACGUUCUUCAGGCUCCCGGUGAGAUGAUGAGUCCGAGCGCGGAGAUGCCGCCGGUCCUCGUGCUGCUCGUGCUGCUGCUCGCGAUCGACGUGCGUCGCAUCCUCCACGCGCAGGAUUCCUCGUGCUGUCACCAUGCUGCUGAACUGUCACCUUGUAGGGAAGCCUGUGACCAGCUGUCCAUAAUAAAGAGCGAGUCGCGUCUGAAACACCUCCUGCACCGACUGCCCAGCUACUGUCCAGAACAUAUGAUUGAACUGUGGACUUGCAUCAACACGACGCUACCAGGGGUGUCCAAGAAGUCAGACGGCUGGGUGGGGCUUGGAUGCUGCGAACUGGCCAUCUCGGUGGACUGCAGGCGCCACUGCAAGUCGGCGGCAUCUAUUACUGACAUCACCAAAGUAUGCAAGAAGGACUCGGAGAAACCUCUCUACAGCUGUAUCGCCAAAAAUGAGAUGGGUUCCUUGUGCUGCGGCUACGUGGGGAGACACACCAACUGCAGGGAGUACUGCCAGGCCAUCUUCCGCACAGACUCCUCCCCCAGCCUGUCCCAGAUUACCACGCUCAAGGAGUACUGCGAGAGCAUCAGCCCCCAGCUCAUCAGCUGUGUGGGAAACUACACCAAGUUGUACCCAGUCAAGAGCCCCAUUGACAGCCUGUACUGCUGCGAUCGUGCCGAAGACCCCUCCUGCCAGGCCGCCUGCAGGCGCAUCCUGCACACGCUGAUCACGGAGCAAGAGAUCAUCGAGGCGCUCAUCGCAGACUGUGACCGCCAGCCACUGCCCCAGGACCCGAUGUGGCAGUGCUUUCUGGGUAGCGCACACUCACCCCCACCCAGCGACCCAGACACCUCCCCAACUGCCAAGAUGGACUGUGCCAAGCUGCACUGCUGCUCGAAGGCCAAUACCUCGCUGUGCAGGGAGCUGUGUCAGGAGAGCAGCACCAACUGGGGAGGUCAGACGUGGCAAGAGUUUGACCAGCUUUGCGAAUACACGCCGUUGGAGACGGAACUGGUGAGCUGUCUGGCUGAUGUCCGGGAGCCCUGUCAGCUGGGCUGCAAAGACCUCACCUACUGCACCAACUUCAACCACAGGCCCACGGAGCUCUUCCGCAGCUGCAAUACUCAGGCUGACCAGGGCGCCAUGAACGACAUCCGCCUGUGGGAAAAGGGCACCAUCAAGAUGCCCCUGAUGAACAUCCCAGUGCUGGACAUCAGCAGGUGUCUCCCGGAGGUGUGGAAGGCGGUUGCCUGUGUGCUGCAGAUCAAGCCAUGUUCCAGCAAGUCACGCAGCAGCAUCAUCUGCAAGUCCGACUGCGUGGACAUUCUGACUCAGUGUGGAGACCACAGCAAGUUUCACGAAGGCCAGACUCCCGAGAGCAUCUGUGACCUGCUGUCCCCCAUCGAAGACCCGGAGCUCUGCAUCCCCCUGGAGAGAUACCUCACACCUGGUUCAUUUGGUCACCUUGUGGAGGAGAUGAUCCACCCCUGCAACCCGAACCCCUGUCCAAGCAACCAUUUGUGUGAGGUCAACAGGAAGGGCUGCCAGACAGGCCACGACUGCCUGCCCAAUAUAUGUGUCCCAGGCUGCAAACUGGGCGAGGCCUCUGACGUCUUGGUGCACAUGGAGGCCCUCGUCCAGGUCCCGGUGCGCAGCGGCCCCGUCGGCUGCUACGAGGUGUGUGUUUGCGGGCCGAGCGGGAGGCUGGAGAGCUGCGCGGAGAUGCCCUGCAUCGACACCUCCAAGACCUGCAUCGUGGGAGGCCAAAGGAAGAACCACGGGGCCUCCUUCAAGGUGGACUGCAACUUGUGCUUUUGCUUUGCCGGGGAUCCCGUGUGCUCCAUGCGCCAGUGCCUGAGCCCCUUCAGCUCCGAGGAGGACCGGCAGAGCUUUACCGGACUGCCCUGCGGCUGUCCCGACCAGUUUGUGCCUGUGUGUGCGCACAACGGGCGUACCUACCCCAGCGGCUGUGUGGCGCGCUGCGUGGGCAUGCAGGACAACCAGUUCAGCUUUGGCACCUGCCGCAGCCGUGACCCGUGCGACCCCAACCCCUGCCAGAAAGGUCAGAGGUGCGCGCCCAAACGGCAGGUGUGCCUGUCCAGCACCACCCAGUACCCCUGCAGGCAGUACGAGUGCCUGUUUCGAACCCUCACCUGCGACACGACCCGAGCAGAGCCCGUGUGUGACACAACACACACAGAGCACCCGAACCUCUGCGUGCUGCAGCAGCGCGGGAGGAACCUGUCUUACACCGGCCACUGCCAGGAAGCCUGUCGGAAGCGCAGGCCGGUGUGUGGACACGACGGGGAGACCUACGGCACAGUGUGCGAAGCCCACUCGCACCGGGUCGCUCUGGACUACCACGGGCACUGCUACGCCGUCGGGGGCGUGUCUGAGUUCACCCCCGAGUCGGGCUGCAGCAGCGUCGUCUGCCCCCCUCUCUCCGCCAGAGGCUGCAAGCCGGUCACUCCACCAGGGGCCUGCUGUCCACUCUGUGCUGGGAUGCUGCGAAUCCUGUGGAACAAGGUGCAGAUGGACGUCUUCGCCAAGCUGAACCGCGAGCAGCCUGUGACAGUCCACGACGUUCUGGAGAUCCUCCGACUCUACGUUUCCGUGCCCCAGUGCGACGUCUUCGGCUACUUGAGUAUCGACUCGGAGAUGGUGGUGCUCGUGGUGCCUGUGGACCAACAGCCCACAGCGCUACAGAUUGAAUUGUGCAACAAGGAGGCAGAGAAGAUCGACUCGCUCAUCAGCUACGGGAGCCCGACCCUGGUGUCCCUCGUGCCCCUUUCAGCUUUCGGCUCGUCGGAAGUGAAGGUCUCUGCUCUCAGCAAGGCGGCGCGCCCGCCUGCAGGGCCCAGCCUGCUCCUCGGCACCCUUGCGGUGCUCGCCGGCUGCGUCGCCCAGCUGAAGCCAGCUGCGUGUGACCUUUGACCCUGGCUCCGCCCCUCACACGAGUCCCUUCUGGGCCCAGUGCUAAAAUGCCCUUCAUACAUAAAGCUCUGACAAUCGGGAGUGCGUCCGCCCCGGGACGAGUCCCUCUCGCCAUGUCCCGCUGGGGGCCACUAGAUGCUUGGGCACUCCAUCUGUGUCCUUCUUCCUGUGGGUCUACAGCCCCGAGGACCAAAGAGAAAGUGCAGCACUGACCGUAACUUGAGCGGAAGCGCAGCGUCCCUCCCCUUCUCCGAAGCCGUCUCAGAGCCAGCGCCGUCGUGCAGAGGGCCACUUAGAUGUGCUUGGAGAAGGAAAGGGCGCGCACACAUGCACACAUACACGCACACACGCUACCUUCUGUUAGCUCAGAGACAGAAGGGAAUUGAUCGUGUCGCUCCACAUAGACGACGAACGGCCGUGUUCCUGCUGAACGGACAGCAGUAGCCAUGACAAUGAUUUCGACAAUCGCCUCCUGCGUGUGAUUUUCACGCAUGGGUAGUUCCCAGCGUUUACUCUGUAUCGUAAAGCAGUAAUUGUGUGUUGGGUGUCAGCGGCACAGUGGGGAAGCCUGGUAGCCUUUCUACUCUCAGGGCAGCAUAGGUGUGUGUGUGUGUGUGUGUGUGUGUGUGUGUCCUUGCUUCCUAAGACACAAGAAGUGUUUCCAGCCUCUCAGUAUUAUUGUGCCUUUUCAUCCAGGUUCCUUUGUGAUGUUUCAUGUCCUUCGUUCGUGUUGUUCCACUUUGUGUUUUACCAUGUUUUUGCCUCCUCUUACUUUCUCCACCAAAAGUAUUUAUACUUCAAAGUGUACAAAUGUUUAGGCACUUACAGCGUAACUUUAAGGUGCAAUGUACCGCGUUGUGAACUAUUUGUCUUUUUUGUGA